UUCCGCCUCUGUGUCAGCUCGCGGGCGUCUAGCUCUGGUGUCGUCCUGUCGGAGGAAUUAGAAAAAAAAAAAGGCGAUCAGGACUUCAGAAGCUCACAGGAAGGACAAUGUACUAGAAAUCCUGGAAAAGAAAAGGCAGUAGAGAAAAAUGAACAAUGAGGAUGAGUUCUACGAUGCCGUCACAGGCCUGGACUCAGAUGAGUCCUGUGAAGGCACGUCAGAGGCCAGUUUUAAAGAUGCGAUUGUGUUUGACUGCCAUCAGAAAAACAAUGGUACGCCGCCGCAGGAGAAUGGAAUCAAGAAGCACAGGACGACCUUACCUGCACCAAUGUUUUCCCGUAAUGACUUCAGUAUUUGGGGAAUACUGAAGAAAUGCAUUGGACUGGAGCUGUCCAAGAUCACAAUGCCUAUAGUGUUCAAUGAACCUCUGAGUUUCUUGCAGCGAAUCACGGAGUACAUGGAACACACAUACCUCAUCCAUAAGGCUUGCUCUCUCUCUGACUCAAUAGACCGCAUGCAGGCUGUAGCUGCUUUCACUGUCUCUGCUGUAGCGUCUCAAUGGGACAGAACUGGAAAGCCUUUUAAUCCGCUGCUGGGGGAGACUUUUGAGCUCAUACGGGAUGAUCAGGGCUUCAGGUUGAUUUCGGAGCAGGUCAGUCACCACCCUCCAAUUAGCGCCUUCUACGCAGAGUGUCUUACUGGAGACUUUGUGUUUCACGGCUCCAUUUACCCCAAGCUUAAGUUUUGGGGAAAAAGUGUGGAGGCUGAGCCCCGUGGGACCAUCACUUUAGAGCUCCUCAAGCACAAAGAGGCCUACACGUGGACAAACCCAUUCUGUUGUGUACACAACGUUAUAUUGGGGAAGCUGUGGAUAGAGCAGUAUGGAACGGUUGAAAUAGUCAAUCACAGUACUGGUGACAAGUGUGUGCUGAACUUCAAGCCUUGUGGCAUGUUUGGCAAGGAGCUGCAUAAAGUAGAAGGCUACAUCCAGGACAAGAGUAAAAAGAAGCGAUGUGUUAUCUAUGGGAAAUGGACGGAGUGCAUGUGGAGCGUAGAUCCCCAGGUGUACGAGGUCAACAGGAAGACAGAGAAGAAGGGAGCAGCAGACACUAAGAAACAAAAACAGGAGGAGAGCGCUGGGGCAGAAAAUGACGAGGCUGACGAUAUGCCGGAGGUACAGGAGACUGUGGCAGUAAUACCUGGCAGCACCCUGCUCUGGAGGGUAUCAUCUCGACCUGCACACUCUGCUCAGAUGUACAACUUCACCAGCUUUGCCAUCACCUUGAAUGAGUUGGAGCCAGGGAUGGAGGCGAUCCUGGCACCCACUGACUGCCGCUUUCGCCCUGACAUCAGGGCCAUGGAGAAUGGCAACAUGGAAGUGGCUAGCAGAGAGAAGGAGAGGCUGGAGGAGAAGCAGAGAGCAGCUCGUAAGGAGCGAGCUAAGGAAGAACAGGAGUGGUCCACAAGGUGGUUCCAGCUAGGCACUAACCCGUAUACCGGCUCACAAGAUUGGAUCUACACAGGAGGGUACUUUGAUAGGAAAUAUACUGACUGUCCUGAUAUCUACUGAUGGGAGGCUGUGCCCCCCCACCCUGCUUUGCAAUAUCAUAUCGUCUCCAAUGGGAACUCUUAAAACUGUAGAAGCUAUUUGUUCCUUUUCUAUUUGGCACAAUUAACAAUGUCUACACAAACGCCCAUCCCUAAAUGUUAGCAGGACUUGUCCUGAACCAGCCACAGAAAAGCAAAAAUCAGGGAUAAAAAUGAUUGUUUGACUGUAGAAAGGUUUUGGAGACAAAUGUCUAAUACAUCUCAGAUGUGAAAUGUGAGGUUUUAUUUCAUAAUGCGGAUUAUGUUGUGCUAAUCUCAGUGUCAUAACUGAAAAGAAUGAAUUGGGACGUGCACUGAAAUAACCAAGGUGGCAAUUUUCGGUAGUUACGGAACUUGCCUUGUGACUAGCAAGUUGGUGGUUUGCACCUGGGAUGUGUUCCCUUUGAGAAAGGUGCUUUAGGUGAAAUACACAAAUAUAUAUAGCUGUAUGAACUGCUAAUAUGUAAAU
Molecule: messenger RNA, 2056 nt
Organism: Scleropages formosus (Asian bonytongue)
Lineage: Eukaryota; Metazoa; Chordata; Actinopteri; Osteoglossiformes; Osteoglossidae
Gene: osbpl2b
Product: oxysterol binding protein-like 2b
Exons: 14
Coding region: 149-1570 (473 amino acids)
Cellular component (GO): perinuclear endoplasmic reticulum; plasma membrane; cytosol
Molecular function (GO): cholesterol binding
Source: RefSeq, a predicted model, not a curated record